Messenger RNA from Linum trigynum, 1388 nucleotides. Lineage: Eukaryota; Viridiplantae; Streptophyta; Magnoliopsida; Malpighiales; Linaceae. The record is from the annotation of a GenBank genome assembly.
CUUAAACACGACAUUGCCCUCAAUGGAGUAGAGGGAGAGAUAAGGGGAACGAUGUUACCGGAUUGGAACUGCUGGGGGACUGGAAGUGGACCAGUCAGCGAGAAACAAACGGGAAGAUGGACAGUUCUGCACGAAUCGAACACCAAGAACACACUAGCACACGUUGUGUUAGGGAUAAGUGUUAGCCCAGACGGCUACAUCAAAACAAUCCACAAAAGAAAAAAAAAACAAAAACAAAAGACACUAAGUUCAAGCUCCUCAACACAUGGAGCAAACAGAAAAAAGUCUCAAACAAAAAUAAAAACACGCACUGAGGGGGCGACAAGUACAGCCUACUCAUCGCCGAGGUUGUCCAGAUCGAUGUCGCCGUGUCGGCCGAGUUUACAGCCCGUGGCUAGGCCACACUGUCGGAUUCACACAGCCGUGCGAGGUGCACUUUUGCCCGUGUCGGCCGACACGGGCUGGCCGAGGAAUUCCACACGGCCGUGCGAGUUGCACUUUUGGCCGUGUGGCUUUUUACGAUAGCUCACACGGCCAGGGGAGAUUUUGCACACGGCCGUGUCACCAGCACAACUGGCCGUGCGGAAUUUGUCGAGAGCUUACACGGCCAAACCUAUUUUCUACACGGCCGUGUGGGCUGCCAGAACUUCGAAUGUGACCUGUUUUCACUCCAGAACGACAUACAACUCGUGAACAACCCCUCAAGACUAAAAAAAAACACAAAAAUCAAAAGGAAAAAGGUAAGAGAAUGAAAACCUAGGUGGGGUUGCCUCCCCACAAGCGCUUCUUUACCGUCUUUUAGCUGGACGCCAGUCGGUGGAUGCUCAGUGAGGUGAAGGAGCAGGUGCCUUCAAGAGCGGAUCCACCUCGCUCUUGAGGUACAGCUUCAAAUGGUGGCCAUGCACACGCCGAAUGUGGCCACCAGCAUUUGCCAACUCAACUUGCCAUCCGACAGGAUGCAAGCGAGUGAAUACUCGGAUGGCCAAGGUGGGGGCGGGACCAGCUCAUGGUGGUCUCCGGCUUUCUUUCAAGCAGGCUUAGCUGCCUGCUGUUUCGGUUGCCACUCCUCCUUGAUCUGUUCCUUCAAUGACAGAGUGGACGGGAGUGGCGGCGAAGGUAUGGGAGGCGGAUCCUGCAAAAUAGGAAACGCAGAAGGAUACACGACAGACUCGUGCUCCCGGUGAGACACAGCAUGCAAAGGCGAAGAAGCAGGAGGAGUAUUAGAAAUUGAAAACGUUAUUGGCUCCUCACCAUCCCUCAAAACUAAGGUCCCAUCAUGCACAUCUAUGAGGGCCUAGGCGGUGGCCAGGAAAGGCCUUCCCAAUAUCAAUGGCACAUCCACAUCCUCAUUUAUGUCCAAAAUCACAAAAUCAACAGGAUAAUUGAAU